Messenger RNA from Alternaria atra, 789 nucleotides. RefSeq lists its product as uncharacterized. The record is from RefSeq and is a predicted model, not a curated record. Gene Ontology annotation, cellular component: Hrd1p ubiquitin ligase ERAD-L complex; endoplasmic reticulum membrane. NCBI's taxonomy places the organism in Eukaryota, Fungi, Ascomycota, Dothideomycetes, Pleosporales, Pleosporaceae. Gene Ontology annotation, biological process: endoplasmic reticulum unfolded protein response. The transcript has 3 exons. Bases 1 to 789 code for a protein of 262 amino acids. Gene Ontology annotation, molecular function: ubiquitin-specific protease binding; misfolded protein binding.
AUGGAUGUCUUCUGGACACUCCCGCCGGUCUCUAGGACCAUCACAGCUGCAGCAGUCGCUGUAUCAGCUGCGGGCUAUGGCGGCAUCAUCAGCCUGUACCAUUACAUCUUCGCGAGCCACUAUGUCUUUACGACGAAGGUGUUCCCUCAGCUCUGGCGAAUCUUCACGGCGUUUCUGAUCACGAAACCGAAGUUCGGUAUCUUGCUUGAUCCAUACUUUUUAUACCAAUACGGCAGCUCGAUCGAGCGGGAGUCGCCUCGCUUCUCGCAGCCCGGCGACUUCUUUGUAUACACCAUGUUUGUCGGAAGCGUCAUUGUCGCAACAGCAGGUGGCAUCCUAAACCAAUACACGUUCCUCCCCGCGCUGUCUCUCGCCUACGCCUACACGUUCGCCCAAGAUAACCCCACACGCUCCGUAUCCUUCUUCAUCAUCACUUUCGACAGCAAAUACCUACCCUUUGCCAUGCUCUUCAUGUCUUUCAUCAUCGACGGUCCUGAUGCUGCUGCCGGUCAACUCACCGGUCUCAUCGCUGCGCACUUGUACGACUUCCUGACACGCAUCUGGCCUACAUUUGGUGGUGGAACAAACUAUAUCCGUACGCCGCAGAUGGUCAAGGGUUGGUUUGGUGCGGCGCCAGGGAGUGUACAGAGUAGGGGGUUUGGACAUGUUGUCGAGGGACGGGGAAGGACGGCUGGUGCGGCUGGAAGUGGUGCACCGCCGCCCAGUGCGGCUAGGGCUACGGGGUCUGCUUGGGGUGGCAUGGGUCCCGGCAGGAGGCUUGGAGAGUAG